This is a messenger RNA of Jaculus jaculus (lesser Egyptian jerboa), 969 nucleotides long. It is a transcript of the gene Lgals4, whose product is annotated as galectin 4. The coding region runs from base 1 to 969 and encodes 322 amino acids. The record is from RefSeq and is a predicted model, not a curated record. The transcript has 10 exons. Gene Ontology annotation, molecular function: carbohydrate binding. NCBI's taxonomy places the organism in Eukaryota, Metazoa, Chordata, Mammalia, Rodentia, Dipodidae.
AUGGCCUAUGUCCCUGCACCAGGCUACCAGCCCACAUAUAACCCGAGUCUGCCCUACAACCAGCCCAUCCCAGGUGGCCUCAGCAUUGGAAUGUCUGUUUACAUCCAAGGAGUGGCCAAGGAGCAUAUGAAGCGAUUCCACGUGAACUUCGCAGUGGGGCAGGACGAAGGGGCAGACGUUGCCUUCCACUUCAAUCCCCGCUUUGAUGGUUGGGACAAAGUGGUCUUCAACACUAAGCAGGGCGGCCGAUGGGGUGAUGAAGAAAAAAAGAGAAGCAUGCCCUUCAAAAAGGGGGACCACUUCGAGCUGGUGUUCCUGGUCAUGGCUGAGCACUACAAGGUAGUGGUAAAUGGAAACCCCUUCUAUGAAUUUGGGCACCGGCUGCCCCUACAGAUGGUCACCCACCUGCAAGUGGAUGGGGACCUGGAACUUCAGUCAAUCAAUUUCCUUGGAGGCCAGCCUGUGCCACAUCAGGGGCCCAUGACUAUCCCAGCUUACUCUGGUCCUGGAUACUACCCUCCACAAAUGAACAGCUUGCCUAUGAUGGUAGGACCACCAACCUUCAAUCCGCCUGUGCCAUAUGUUGGGAGACUGCAAGGAGGGCUUACAGCCCGAAGAACAAUCAUAAUCAAGGGCUAUGUACUCCCCACAGCCAAGAGCUUUGUCAUCAACUUCAAGGUGGAGUCCUCCGGGGAGCUGGCUCUGCACAUCAACCCCCGCAUAGGUGAAGGUGUGGUUCGGAACAGCUUUCUGAAUGGCUCAUGGGGCUUUGAGGAGAGGAAGAUCGCAUACAACCCAUUUGGCCCUGGCCAGUUCUUUGAUCUGUCCAUUCGCUGUGGUAUGGAUCGCUUCAAGGUUUUUGCCAAUGGCCAGCACCUCUUUGACUAUGCCCAUCGACUUUCAGCCUUCCAGAGGGUGGACAUGGUAGAAAUCCAGGGUGAUGUCACCUUGUCCUAUGUCCAGAUCUGA